Molecule: messenger RNA, 2589 nt
Organism: Pseudozyma flocculosa PF-1
Lineage: Eukaryota; Fungi; Basidiomycota; Ustilaginomycetes; Ustilaginales; Ustilaginaceae
Exons: 3
Coding region: 1-2589 (862 amino acids)
Biological process (GO): canonical glycolysis; fructose 6-phosphate metabolic process; fructose 1,6-bisphosphate metabolic process
Cellular component (GO): mitochondrion; 6-phosphofructokinase complex; cytoplasm
Molecular function (GO): monosaccharide binding; ATP binding; AMP binding
Source: RefSeq, a predicted model, not a curated record
AUGGCCUCCUCGUCGUCUGCGGCGCCGCCUCGCCGCCUCGCCGUCAUGACGUCCGGCGGCGACAGCGCAGGCAUGAACGCCGCCGUCCGCGCCGUCGUCAAGAUGGCCAUCUUCCGCGGCUGCGAGGCAUUCGUCAUCCGCGAAGGCUGGGAGGGCCUCGUCCGCGGCAACCACUCGCCCGACGGCACCCCGAUCACCACGCCCGCGCUCAGCAGGAACAACUCGGGCUUCUUCGACUCCCUCGACCCCAGGGGCCGGGUCGACCAGCAGUUUGGCGGAGCGGCGCAGCACGGCGAGGCGGUAGCAGCAACAGCGGCGGCAGCGGCGGCAUCGACGACGGUCGAGGGUCAGUUCGUCCCCACCUAUGGCGAGGGAGAGGCGCUGCGCGAGGGCGUCGGCGAGGCGCAGGAGCUCGGGCUGCGCGGGCGCUACAUCAUCCGCGUCGGCUGGGACGACGUCAGGGGCUGGAUGGACCAGGGCGGCACCCUCAUCGGCACUGCCCGCUGCAAAGAGUUUCGCACCGUCGAAGGCCGCGAGAAGGCCGCCUACAACCUCAUCGUCAACGGCAUCGACGCCCUCGCCGUCUGCGGAGGCGACGGCAGCCUGACGGGCGCCGACCGGCUGCGCGCCGAGUGGCCCGACCUGGUCGCCUCGCUGCUGCAAAAGGGCCGCAUCACCGACGAGCAGGCGACGCGCUACGCCCACCUCAACAUUGUCGGCCUCGUCGGCUCCAUCGACAACGACAUGGCCACCACCGACAUCACCAUUGGCGCGUCGACGGCGCUCCAGCGCAUCUGCGAGUCGAUCGACUCGAUCUCGAGCACCGCCGCGUCGCACUCGCGCGCAUUCGUCGUCGAGGUCAUGGGCCGCCACUGUGGCUGGCUCGCCGUCAUGGCGGGCAUCGCCACGGGCGCCGACUACAUCUUUAUCCCCGAGCAGCCGCCGCAGCGGGGCGAUCACUGGUCGUCGGAGAUGUGCGACGUGCUGCGCCGCCACCGCGAGCUGGGCAAGCGCAAGUCGAUUGUCAUCAUCGCCGAGGGCGCCCACGACCGCGACCUCAACGAGAUCAAGCCCGAGAUGGUCAAGGACGUCCUCACCCACGAGCUCGGCCUCGACACGCGCGUCACCACGCUCGGCCACACGCAGCGGGGCGGCAAGCCCGACGCCAACGACCGCAUCCUCGCCACGCUCCAGGGCGUUGAGGCCGUCAACGCGGUGCUCGAGGCCACGCCCGAGACGCCGUCGUACGUCAUCGGCAUGACCGAGAACAAGGUGACGCGCAUCCCGCUGAUGCACGCCGUCGAGCAGACGCAGCGCGUCGCGGCCGAGAUCGAGGCCAAGAACUUUGACGCGGCGCUGGCGCUGCGCGACCCAGAGUUUGAGGAAGGCCUGCGCGCGUUCAAGAUCAUCAGCCAGAUCACCGAGGCCAACCGGCUGCCGGCCGACCAGCGGCUGCGGAUCGGCAUCAUCCACAUUGGCGCGCCGGCGGGCGGCAUGAACGCGGCGACGCGGACCAUGGUACGCUACUGCCUCGACCGCGGCCACGAGCCCGUCGUCAUCUACAACGGCUUCAACGGCCUGCUCGAGGACAACGUGUCGGUCCUCAGCUGGCUGCGCGUCGACAACUGGGCCACGCGCGGCGGCUCCGAGCUCGGCGUCAACCGCAACCUGCCCGACAUUGACCUCGGCGCCGUGGCGGCCAAGUUCCAGCAGCACCGCAUCGAGGCGCUGCUCAUGAUCGGCGGCUUCGAGGCGUUUAUGUCGGUCAAGAUCCUCGACGACAACCGCGAGCGGUACCCGGCGUUCCGGAUGCCCAUCGUCGCGCUGCCGGCCACCAUCUCCAACAACGUGCCGAUGAACGAGUUUUCCCUCGGGUCCGACACGAGCCUCAACGCGCUGGUCGACGCGUGCGACGCCGUCAAGCAGUCGGCCUCGGCCUCGCGGAACCGCGUGUUUGUCGUCGAGACCCAGGGCGGCAGGUGCGGCUACAUUGCCGUGGCGGGCGCGCUGGCGGCGGGCGCGGUGCUCGUCUACACGCCCGAGCAGGGCAUCGGCCUGCAGCAGCUGGGCAAGGACGUCGAGUUCCUCAAGAAGCGCUUUGCGCUCGACGUCAAGGGCAAGAGCGAGGGCAGGCUCGUCAUCCGCAACGAAAAGUCGUCCGAGGUGUUUACGACCGAGGUCAUCACCAAGAUCCUCAAGGAGGAAGGCGCGAGCCUGUUCGACUCCCGCUCCGCCUCGCUGGGCCACACGCUGCAGGGCGGCACGCCGUCGCCGCUGGACCGGAUCCGCGCCACGCGGCUGGCGCUCAAGUGCUGCCAGUUCCUCGAGGCCAAAGCGCUCGAAUCGCGACGUCGGACCAGGCGGCAGCAGCCCGGCGGCAGCAAGGCCGACGCCGAUGGGGCGGCGGCGUACAGCGACGACACGGCCGUCAUGAUUACUAUCCAGGGCGCCAAGAUCUGCUUUGCCACGGUCAAGGAGAUGGCCAAACACGCCGACAUGAAGAACCGCCGCGCGAAAAAGGCGUGGUGGCACGACCUCAAGGCCCUCGUUGAGCUCAUGGGCGGAAGGACCGGACUCGGCAACCUCUGA